AUGUCAACUACCAUUGGUGCUACAGCCACAUCGGACCAGCCUAGCUCAGUUAGCAAGAAAGAACUGGGUGCAAGUAGGAAGUCGGCCGCUCAGGAUGGAUCGUCGCCAUCAACUAUCAAGAGCAAGGGCGCAGGAAGUACACCUGCUGGAGGCAACCAUGGCAACAACGUUAGCACCAGCCCUGGUGCAGCUAAUUCGAAAUCCGUCGGGAAUGGCCACAGUACACGGAGCAACGACAAGAGUAAAAAAGCGGCUGCGCUUUCAAAUACCCCUUCACCUCUUGGUGCAACCGCGACAUCCUCCUCGGCGACUAAUGCAGGAUCAGCAACGACGACAGCGGGUCAAGGAUCGGAGGAUAUAGAACCCCCUCAAAAGAAAAUCAAGACUGGAUCAGGAUUGGGGGAAGGCAACAACUCCACCAUGAAGCCUAGCCCUCUGCGUAGUUCCAUUACAACCGCUAGCGUUUCCGAUCACCCCAAAUCGACUUCUGGCGCUAAAAAGUCAUCCCAGCCAUCCGAGGAAACAGUUGACAUUGAAACCGUCGAGGAGUUGUCAGUCGCGGAUGUAAACAAGGAUGUCAAGAUGGAGGACGCUACAGAGGCGAACGAUGAAUCCCGGAAUCCAAACAGCGGUGCAGGUACCCCUCAGGCAACCUCUGGAUCAGCGGGAGCAGCAACAUCCCGGUCCAAGAAGCAGGCGAAGGGCAUCACCACAUCCACUGGAGGCGGUGCACCAUCGCGGAUCAUGGCCGAUCUUCCUACAGCCAGACCUACAGCACCCUUUGUGAUCGACAAGAACCAAAAGGCGCGUAAGUGGGGUCGGUCCAGCGGCGUUUUCCAGACCCUAGGAGGCGAACUGUCACUCCCCUUCUGGACUUCAGAUCAAGAGAUGUUGUUGAAUGAACCACGACCGUUUUUUGUUCAAAGGACGUACACGCUCAACACGACCCCCACCACGACAGGAAACUCCGCGACGGCGACGAAUUUAGCGCGGAUCGCAGUUUUGAACCAGAUGGAUAACGGCUUUUACAACUACGACACACCCGAGCGAGGGAGCACCCCCGAGAGCGGCGACAGCUCGCCAGCACCUCAGCCAGUCUUACCAUCCAAAAAGAAGAAGAUGAAGGUGCCACAGCGCGGAAUCCGGAAAUCACAGGGCGGCGAUGGCAACAGCAAUGGUGGUGGCAGAUCUGCGGGAGUGACGGCAGGCAUGGAGGCCAUGCAAGUGGAUGAUCACCCAGUGCCGUCGUCAACUCCCAGAGCCCACUCUGGCAAGUCGUUGUCGAAGCGCAAAGGAGUCGCCAGGGUUGUGGUGGAUGAGGAUGCGGAUAACUCUAGUGCGCGGUCGACCCCUGGUCCAUCGGCUGGAACGCCGACGAUGAUGAGUACAGGAUCGAAACCACGCCCUAUUCCGACUCGGCCUAGGACAUUUCCUUGUUCAUUUGAGGGAUGCACCAAGUCGUUUAUGGACAAGUUCCAUUUGAAGCGACACGAGAAGCGCCAUGUGACUCAGGUGAUUACGUGUGGAGUCGACGGAUGCACCAAGGCGUACGACUCGAUUAGUACGAUGAGGCGGCACCAAAGUAUGAUGCAUCGGCAGUGGAAGGAGGAGAUGGAAGCCGCUGCUGCCGCUGCCGCUGCGUCGGCUUACGCGGCGCGGUCUCGAGUCGAUGGCGAUGGAGAGGAGGAUGGCGAUGGCGAUGGCGACGCGGGAGUGGAGGAUGAUGGAGAGGAGAGCACACCUUCAUCGCCGACUUUGUCUGCGACUCCCUUCACUGCGGCUUCUUCUCCCAUGCGGGAACAAAUCUAA
Molecule: messenger RNA, 1809 nt
Organism: Linnemannia hyalina
Lineage: Eukaryota; Fungi; Mortierellomycota; Mortierellomycetes; Mortierellales; Mortierellaceae
Source: the annotation of a GenBank genome assembly